Molecule: messenger RNA, 1193 nt
Organism: Peromyscus eremicus (cactus mouse)
Lineage: Eukaryota; Metazoa; Chordata; Mammalia; Rodentia; Cricetidae
Gene: Commd9
Product: COMM domain containing 9
Exons: 6
Coding region: 14-610 (198 amino acids)
Source: RefSeq, a predicted model, not a curated record
UGACUCCAGAAAGAUGGCGGCCCUGACAGCGGAGCAUUUCGCGGCCCUCCAGAGCCUGCUGAAGGCCUCCUCGAAAGACGUUGUACGACAACUGUGUCAAGAAAGCUUUUCCAGUUCAGCCCUUGACUCAGCGAAACUCUUGGAUAGUACAUGUUCCAGCUUGUCUGUGACCCAGGAGGAGGCCGAGCAACUGCUCCAGGCUCUGCACUGCUUCACCAGGCUGGUGGCAUUCCGUGACCUGUCCUCGGCAGAAGCGAUUCUGGCUCUCUUUCCGGAAAACUUCCACCAAAACCUCAAAAACCUGCUGACAAAAAUCGUCCUGGAGCACAUAUCGACUUGGAGAACUGAAGCCCAAGCAAACCAGAUCUCUCUGCCACGCCUGCUGGACCUGGACUGGAGAGUGGACAUCAAAACCUCCUCAGACAGCAUCAGCCGCAUGGCCGUCCCCACCUGCCUGCUCCAGAUGAAGAUCCAAGAAGACCCUAGUCUGUGUGGAGACAAACCCUCCAUCUCGGCUGUGACCAUGGAACUGAGCAAAGAAACGCUGGAUACCAUGUUAGAUGGUCUGGGCCGAAUCCGAGACCAGCUUUCCGCUGUAGCCAACAAAUAGGCCAACCAGCUCCUGACCUGGGACUGUGCGGCUCUCAGCACACGGGCUGGCGGGGAGAUGGCGGGGUGGAGGGCUGCUGCUCUUCGGGAGGCACAGUGGAGGGAAGGAAGCAGCUGAGCUCAUGCCUUCCUUUCCCUUGCUCAGUUUGUGUCUCUUCCUGGUGAUGAGCAGGAGGAGCCUCCUCCUCUGAGAAGGCCCCGUGUGGAGCUGAGUUACUGCCAUGGCUGUGUGAGGGAACAUGUUCUUUCUAUCAGCUGCCUGUGUGUGCUGCUGUGGAAAACUUGGGCCCAAACUGUGGAGCUUGCCUAAUGAGCUGCCCUCCAGCUCUAGCUCAGAGGAGUUCAUUUCCAGCCCUGGGACACAUGGAGGGAAUCGGGUGAUGCCAGCAGCGCCUGCUCGCCCGUCAGAGAGGCCGGCAGACAUACCAGAGUGCAUGCGGCACCACAGCGAGACCCCUCAGCGCCUUCCCUGAGCCGCAGCCCCGCUGGGCCGCAGCUCCAGCUCAGAAAAGUGAAACCUGCUAUUUGCCAUUGCUCCUGGGCAAGAAAGUGGAAAGCAUUGGAAAUAAAUAACAGUUUUAUGA